Molecule: messenger RNA, 1572 nt
Organism: Cyprinus carpio (common carp)
Lineage: Eukaryota; Metazoa; Chordata; Actinopteri; Cypriniformes; Cyprinidae
Product: oxidoreductase-like domain-containing protein 1
Cellular component (GO): mitochondrion
Source: RefSeq, a predicted model, not a curated record
UCUGAUUGGACUGGAUUCGCCCUAGCUGUCACGCACAACAGAGGUCACGCGUGAAUCCAAUAUGGCCGCGUCCAGUUAAAACGCUACCUGCAGUGUGAGUUUAAAAUAACUGUGUAAAUGCAUUCUAAAACAUAAGGACAACAUAGCGAUUCCUGGCGAGACUGUGUGAGCUGUCAUCUACUUCUGCGAUGCCUUCACUCAAUGCUAUGUCAUGUUUACAAAGGUUGCACACCUGCUACAUUGCUCUCUUCAAAAACAGAUCCCAUCACUGGACUGUGUUUUCUCAGAGCAGAGCUUUGCGCUACACUGCCUGUGAACUGCAAAGCUCAAUCCCAGACUCUUCUUCCACCGUCAGCAGUGUAAAACAGACACAGACUGUCCCAGAACCUGUGGACGAGGGCCCUCCAUCUCCCCCCAGCCACUGCUGCAUGAGCGGCUGUCAUAACUGUGUGUGGAUCGAACACGCUGAAAAACUGCUGAAAUAUUACAGCGACGGUGGAGACAGAGCUCUGGCAGCCAUUGAGGAGAACGUUCUCGAUGACAACCUGAAGGCGUAUCUUAAAAUGGAGAUCAAGUUGCUGAAGAAGUCCUGAUGAUAGUGAACUUUGGUGGAGAUUUACAUAGCAGCAACUAUUUGGACGUUUUUAAUGGGUGAGUCUGUCAAAAACACAUCCCGGUCAUAUUACACCUCAAAAUUAAAAGGAAGGACAUGUAUGUAUAUUGUAUGAAGACUAUAAAUCUUAAAGGGAUACUCCACCCCAAAAUGAAAAUUUUGUCAUUAAUCACUUACCCUCAUGUCUUUCCAAACCCAUAAAAGCUUUGAUUGACUUUGGAACACAAUUUAAGAUAUUUUGGAUGAAAACCAGGAGGCCUGUGACUGUCCCAUAGACUGCCAAAUAAAUAUCAGUGUCAAGGUCCAUAAAAGGUAUGAAAGUCAUCGUCAGAAUACUCCAUCUGCCAUCAAUCAGGGUUAUGUGAAGAGACGGGAACAGUUUUUGUAAGCGAAGAAAAUAUCUUAAAUUGUGUUCCGAAGAAGAAUGAAGCUUUUAUGGGUUUGGAACGACAUGAGGGUAAGUGAUUAAUGGCAAAAUUUUCAUUUUGGAGUGGAGUAUCCCUUUAAUUCUAGGAACAAACAUUUUUUGCUUUUUUUUUUUUCAUGACAGUUGACAGCUUUCCUCCAAAAUCCUCAUUUUUGUAAUGCAUGCAGUUUUUGAUGAUAAUGAGUUUUUUUGUAAUGUCUUUUAUAGUAUAGAUUUGAAAACAACAAUUUGAUAAGAUUAUGGUGUUAUUUUUUUCAGUAUUCUUCACAGAAUACAGUACAGUUUAUAAUCAUGGAAAUAUACAUAUGAAAAUGUUACAUACCCAUGAUACAACUUUAUCUAAAAAAAAAAAACAUGUUUUUUUCUUUAAUAUUUUGAAAACAGUAAUACAUUUGAAGAUGUUAUGUAUUUAUAGAUAAGUUUGAUCCUUUUGUAUAUUAAGAAAGUGUACAGUUUCUUAUUUAUCACUUUUGUAAUGUGAUGUGUAACUAUUAGUCUCUCAUCAAGGAUGCAUUUAUUUGACAAUAAAUAA